ACUGAUCCCACCUGACGAUGAAGAUUCUCUAUAGGCGUUUUUUAUUGAGAUCAUUAAUCGGUCUACACUUCCUUCUAACUUUUUGCCAAGCGUUUCAGAGACCAUGUUCGAUGUUAUUCAAUGGAGCGAGAUCUCUUCGAACUCUUCAGUUCAUGGUGGACGACGAAAAUAUGGACAGUAUGAGAAGGCUAUUAGAAAAAUCUUGGAAUUCUGAGUCGAUGGGACCAAUCCCAACGAACGCUGAAUCUGCAGCCGACUCUGCUGCUAAAUCAAUUUUAGAAGCUUUGGAUCGAAAGCAAAUACCCUUAUUCUUUGUGGACAUUUUGUUACCACAAUACGACAUCACACAAGGAGACCGGUUAUACGACGAAGUAUUGGCAGUUGAGUUCUGUAUAGCUCUGGCUAAUCGGUUGGAAGGAAAAUCAGUCAUAGUUGUCAAGGAUCAGAGAACGAUGGAUACAGUUAAACGGAUUCUAGACAGACGAGAAUUUGGUUCUUCACUCUCGAUUGGCGAUGAGAGAGAAAAUGGACAAGACGACAACGAGGCGCAAUCUGGAUCUUCCGGUGUCACCAACGAGGUCGAGUAUUUCGACGACUUUGCCGACUUUGGCGCAGCCGGGAGCCCUUCUACCAACCUGGAUCCGUCUUUUGGAAGUUCUUCCUCUGACAACAAUUUAGAUUUGUUUCGUCGACAGCUCAUGUCCUCGUGGGAAAGCGAGUCAAUCUCCUCGGACGAAACACAGAAAGACACAAAAGGUGUCCCGCCCGCAAGUACAAAGUCUUCUGUGCAGCGAUACAGGCUCGCGAGUAUGAUGGGAAGUGUUGAUAUAAAAUAUGGAAGCGAUAUGGUGGACAAAGUCGCGAAGGCCGUCUCGGACAAUGCUCAACCAAAGGCUGACGAGGAUACUCUGAUAAUUUUGUCUGCAAUUUCGCCACAGGAGCUUAUUGGUAUCCGAGGCCUUGUAGGGAAGUACAAAGGGGAGAAAAAAAUCGUUCUGGUUAAUUGUCAAUUGAAGCCGAUCCCACGCGAAUUGAUCUCAGCCCAAACUGUAUAUUGCAUAUUGCCUUUGAUCGCUCGCGACAAAACAAUCGAUAGGAGUAAUACCGACUCCGGGAAGUUAGAACCGGAUCCACCGCAACCCAAGAUAGUAGUUCUUAAGAGAUAUCCCCGAGAUUGGGAAGUAUUUGUGGACAUUGGUGAUGGUUUCAAGCUGGGUGCUACAGCUCCAGCCGGACGGUACAAAAAAAUGCCCCCGAUGGAGUGGAUCGCCGGAGCUGUCAAGCGCUACCUUCAAUCAAUGCGAUGA
Messenger RNA from Phaeodactylum tricornutum CCAP 1055/1, 1307 nucleotides. RefSeq lists its product with no specific name. The transcript has a single exon. Lineage: Eukaryota; Bacillariophyta; Bacillariophyceae; Surirellales; Neidiaceae. The record is from RefSeq and is a predicted model, not a curated record. Bases 18 to 1307 code for a protein of 429 amino acids.